Teleopsis dalmanni is the source of this 1236-nucleotide messenger RNA. RefSeq lists its product as uncharacterized. The record is from RefSeq and is a predicted model, not a curated record. The transcript is spliced from 2 exons. NCBI's taxonomy places the organism in Eukaryota, Metazoa, Arthropoda, Insecta, Diptera, Diopsidae. The coding region runs from base 333 to 1208 and encodes 291 amino acids.
GCAGAAAUCAAAAUUUAGCAUGGACACCACCCAUAUUGCGAGAAAUUGCCAUAAAAUUAUAUUUGGGAACAAAACCAAAACGAACAUUGCCAGAAGUCAAAAAUAGCAAAAACAUAUAUGAGAGUCAUAUGCGUUUUGGCUGUUAAUCUUGCAUUUUUGAACGGAAAUUCAAAACUUGGACGACGAUAGCAAAAGGUGAUUGCAAAUUUGACGAUAAUAAACGUCACAUUUGAUAAAAAAAAAUUCACGAAACAUAAAAAAAUAGAAAACGACAAGUGAGUGCGUGACAUGUUGGAUGUGGAUAAAAUAUGACGUUUUAGUCAAUAAAAAACAUGUCAAGACCAAAUUUAUCAGAUUUAGAAGUUUUUCGUGAGUUUGCCUUUGAAAACGACGGCGAAACUGGCACCGAUGAUGUGACAGAUGAAUUCAGAAAUAUUAAAGUACCAUUACAGUUGGAGUACGCCAUGUUACACUUUGUUUUGCAAUCAAGUCGUAUAUUUUUCAUUGACCAAGUCGAAAUGUGGGAAAAUUUUUUCAACUCGAAUGAAGAAAAUUCCUUGAUUUACAGAGAUUUCGUGGCGAAGGAUUUGUGUGAACAUUUUCAGUACUCAAUGUUGCCCUACAUUUUCGAUUACGAAAUAACAAGAGCGCAAGAAAGCAUGCUCAACUUCUUGGAUAUGAAUGAGGACUUUGAACGUGUAAGUACCGGUUUCAAGCGUUUGGAGCCAAAUUUGCGUUCUGCUCACAAGAAAAUGGCGAAACCAAAUAAAAAUUUUUAUAUAGCAAAUAAUAACGCUUCCGUCCAAAAUAUUAUAAAAAAACGAACGCAAAAUGGCAAUCAUGCAUCUUGCAGUGAACCUAAAAGGUUGAAAUUGGAUACAGAAAAGUUGAAGCGCAAUAUUCGUACCAUUGUUGUACCGCCUUCUCUUAAAAAGAGUGGCGCGGCAAAUAGUUUUGACUUUUCUAAGGAAAACAUUGCCCUCUUGUCAGCAGCAUUUUCCAGUGAGGAUGAGUUAGCAACGCAGUCGCUGCUUACCACGGAACAAUUACGUGAUCGUAUGCGUAAGGCAAAAGAGGCCUUUGAGAAAACUGGGCGUUUACCAGAGAAUCUACUCAACGAGGACGAAUUAGUAUUGAAAAUUGAACGAUGGAAAAGGGUACAAGAUUCCAUGGUAAAUGUAACGUCCAAAAAUUUGUUGCAAAAAUAAAUGUAAUAGCAUUAAUGCAUAUCUGUAA